AUGUCGAGUGGUGAGCCUGCGCUCUGCAGCGCGGCAGCGUCUGGUGACCUGGCACGAUGCGCCGAGCUGUUGCGAGAUGAUCUGAAUGUAAAUGCAUCUGACGUCUUCAAGCGAACUCCGCUGAUCAAUGCCGUGGUCUCUGGCCACGCGAAGGUGGUGGAGAUCUUGGCUGCCGCGCGCGCUGAUCUCCCCUGUGCGGACCGUAGUGGUUGGACGGCGUUACACUGGGCAGCCUUUCAGGGCAACGGCGACAUGGUCCAAUUGUGCCUGUCUUUGGGCGCAGACCCUAAAAUCAAGGACCUCCGGGGCAGCACGCCCCGACAGGUUGUGGAGCACGUGCUGGAGGGCAAGAGUGAAGCAAAGUUUGGCGAGGGCCUGCAGGGUGACCGAG
Molecule: messenger RNA, 391 nt
Organism: Symbiodinium pilosum
Lineage: Eukaryota; Dinophyceae; Suessiales; Symbiodiniaceae
Source: the annotation of a GenBank genome assembly